AUGCUGGACUGGAUCCAGGCAGAUGCGACCGACCCCCGUACGCCCAGCGACAAUGAGCUUCUGCUUUCUGAGCAUGUCUUGGACCAGCUUGGCGACGACGUGGCGACGGAGAUGAUGCUGUCGGGUGCCGUGUCCAGCGAGUUGGACGCGUUCUGGUGCGCCGUUACGAGUCCAUCCUCGGACCUAGACAUGCUAGGCGACGCCAGUGCGCAGCCAGCAGAGGCCGAAGCACCACGUCGACGGCAUUUAGCGGCCGUGAUGACAAAAGACGUGAAACCGCGACGGGCAGCGCCAACUGCAGCCAAAGCACGUCUCCGCAGCUACGAGCGCCGCAGUCGCUCCAAGCGCGAGCGCGCCAUGUUGACUAUGAAAGAACGAGUUGCCGUCCUCGAGUCGCGUCUCCAGGAGCGCUGCACGUCUGAGCCGCGCGCGCAUUUGCUCCAGCACAAGAUCAUGGCAUUAGCAAUGGAGGCCACGACCCUCAGCCAUGACAACCACGAGCUGCGCAAAGUACUGGACGACCACGAGUUUUUCCACGUCAUGUUGCAGCUCGAGUACGACCACCGCGAGACAACGUCCGACUCGGUGACCCACAAGCUCCAGGAUACGCACGCGCCGUGGCGCUGCAUCAGCGAAGCCAUGCGUCUCCGCAUCAUGCACGACUCGUGCCUCGAGAUUGCCACCUUCUCCACGAGCGAUGACUUUGUCUCGAGCGGACUCGAGAUCUGUGGCUGGCACGAGAAGCGCAAACUCGAGGGCCACAACGUCAACUUUAUGUUCCACAAACGGUUUGCGACCGCGUGCAGCGAUGAACUAGCGGCCCGGAGCUGGGAGAUGCGCGCCGUGCAGGACCAAGUGACGCGCUUCUUUGGCCACAGUCUCGAGGUCAAAGUCGAGGUGCUCCAGCGCUUUGCGAACGACGUGGUCGUCGUGCGGCGCAAGAUUAAGCACACGCUGGACGGGUGGGAGCACCACACGAUCUACCUGCUCUUCCGCACCAAGACGCCGGACGGGCAUCUCGUGUGCAUUCGGGACAUGAACCCCGUCGACGCGGAUCAGCUGCAGCUGAUGGCCGAGUCAACGAUCACACCGCCAGCUCGGGACGUGAUCUGGUCAAAAGCUUUUAUCUGGUGGAAGUUCACCACGUUGGUACCGGAAGCAGGAGCCGAGCAGCUGCCAAGUGGCUUUGAGGUUGAGUACGGAGGAUCACUGGGCUAUGCGACGGAGGCGGACGCUGCUUUUUGGAUGCGCGAAGUGCUGGUACUCGCGCUGCGGUGGGAGAACUUAGUCGUGGGGCCGCUGAUCACGUUGGACUAA
Peronospora matthiolae is the source of this 1317-nucleotide messenger RNA. The record is from the annotation of a GenBank genome assembly. Lineage: Eukaryota; Oomycota; Peronosporomycetes; Peronosporales; Peronosporaceae.